UCUAGAAUUUAUGAAGUUUUCAAAUUUACAAAUAUUAAGAGCUGAAAAUAAAAGCAUCUUAAAUUCCGAUUGUUCCAGCGCCUUCCAGUGCGGUGCCCAUGACUUCGAGGCUUAUGCAAGCGGUUCUGUAUGAAGCCUAUGGUGGCGGAUCGGCUGCGCUCAAGCAUGCAGAAGUUCCCAUUCCUAAACCCAAGACAGACGAGGUUUUGGUUAAAGUGGAAGCAGUUAGUUUGAAUCCAAUUGAUUGGAAAAUUCAGAAAGGACUGAUACGUCCCUUUUUUCCUCGCAAGUUUCCUCAUAUUCCUGGCACUGACGUAGCUGGAGAAGUCGUAGAGGUUGGAGCAGGAGUCAAAAGCUUAAAAGCUGGGGACAAAGUUGUUACAUAUCUUAGCCAUGCUACAGGAGGUGGACUUGCUGAGUAUGCUGUAGGAAAGGAGUCGGUAACAGUUUACAGGCCCCCCGAAGUGACAGCGGCCGAUGGCGCUGCCCUACCUGUCGCAGCUUUGACAGCUCACCAGGCUCUCACCCAAGUUGCCGGUGUCAAGCUUGAUGGGAGUGGCCCUCAAUCAAACAUUCUCAUCACUGCUGCCUCUGGUGGCGUUGGUCAUUAUGCUGUUCAGCUAGCGAAGUUAGGAAACACACAUGUGACAGCUACUUGCGGCGCCCGUAAUAUCGAGUUUGUGAAGAGCUUAGGUGCAGAUGAGGUUAUUGAUUACAGAACCCCAGAAGGGGCCGCCUUGAAGAGCCCAUCAGGUAAGAAAUAUGAUGCAGUGGUUCAUUGUGCCUCGGGGAUCCCAUGGUCUGUAUUUGAACCAAACUUAAGUCCUAAUGGUAAGGUCAUAGACAUUACUCCAACUCCUGCUGCCUUGGCGACUUUUGCCUUCAAGAAACUGACCUUCUCCAAGAAGCAGCUGGUGCCAUUGUUGAUGUCUUUCAAGAGUGAGAAUCUGAGCUAUCUUAUCAAUCUGAUCAAGGAACGCAAGCUGAAAACAGUGAUCGAUUCACGGUAUCCUCUCAGCAAAGCUGAAGAUGCUUGGGCAAAAAGCAUGGACGGCCAUGCCACUGGCAAAAUCAUUGUGGAGCCUUAGGGUAAACACAAUGUACUUUUAAGGCUGGUUUUGGCUUGUGUCAUUGUGGCAUAUCAUGUAUCAUGAUGGUGAUAGUUGUGAAAUAUGUAAAUGUCUAAUUUAGUCCUAAUGAUCGUGUCACUUGUUUUGUUUUUGUUUUUGUUCAUACUCUUUUAAAGUUGUUAAGUUCGUCGUAUGUGUAUUUAGUACUUUUUUUCCAAAUAAGUUCGCGUGAACGUGAAAUGUUACAUCAAUGAAGAAAAGGACAGGUAUAAGUUUGGAAAUAACUAUUUGUAUGAGAUUAAGGAAAAAAAAUACUGUUUAUAGAUUU
Cucumis sativus (cucumber) is the source of this 1398-nucleotide messenger RNA. Its product is annotated as quinone-oxidoreductase homolog, chloroplastic. The record is from RefSeq and is a predicted model, not a curated record. NCBI's taxonomy places the organism in Eukaryota, Viridiplantae, Streptophyta, Magnoliopsida, Cucurbitales, Cucurbitaceae. The coding region runs from base 99 to 1088 and encodes 329 amino acids. Gene Ontology annotation, molecular function: oxidoreductase activity. The transcript has 4 exons.